AUGCCCUCCGGAGAUGCAUCACGUGCCUCGAGCCCGCUCGCUGAAGGCAGAGACGUGAGUGGCCAUGGUCUUCUUCCCGCCUUCGGGAGCACGCUCGAAGACGGGGAACCCGCUCGACGAAGCAGCCACGAUGGCCAGCCCGGCGUGGACGAGGGCGAGGGGCAGGCGGAAAGAGCAAAGGACAAGCCCGUCACAUGGAGCUCACUCCCGCGAAAAGACCAGCUGAUGAUCCUGACACUGGCCAGGCUGUCGGAGCCUCUGACGCAGACGUCGCUCCAGGCCUACAUGUUCUAUCAGCUGAAGUCGUUUGACCCGUCGCUGCCCGACUCGACCAUUGCUUCGCAGGCCGGCAUCCUACAGGGCGCUUUCACCGCCACCCAGUUCGUGACUGCCGUCCUCUGGGGCCGUGUCGCUGAUGCCGAGUGGGCGGGCCGGAAGAAGGUCAUCCUCAUCGGCCUCUUGGGCACCGCCAUCUCUGCCCUCGGCUUUGGCUUCUCCAAGAGCUUCGUCACGGCCGUCGUCUUCAGAUGCCUUGGAGGGAUGCUCAACGGAAACAUUGGAGUGAUGCGGACCAUGAUCGCCGAGAUCAUCAAGGAGAAAAAGUACCAGUCGCGCGCCUUUCUCCUCCUGCCCAUGACAUUCAACAUUGGCGUCAUCAUCGGCCCAGUCCUUGGCGGCCUCCUCGCCGACCCAGCAGCCAACUAUCCGUACCUGUUCGGCCCAGGCUCGCUCUUCGGCGGCAGGAACGGCGUGGGCUGGAUGACGGAAUGGCCGUACGCCCUGCCAAACCUCGUCAGCGCCGUCUUCCUCUUCUGCUCCUCCAUGGCCAUCCUCUUUGGGCUCGAGGAGACGCACGAAGCCCUCCAGGGCAAGCCAGACUUCGGCAUCCGCCUGCGGCGCUGGCUCUCGCGCAACGUGCUGCGUCGUCUCCGCCGGCGCAGCCACCCCCCAGGCGACUACUACCAGCCCGUGCCCACCGACGACCGGCCGCACACCCCCGACCAGCAGCCCACCGACAUCGAAAUGGCAACCACGCCCCUCACCCCCAGCAGCAGCGACAACAGCAACAACAACAUCGCCACCCAGACCCCACGCCGCAACCGCCGCCGCCCCACCCUCCCCUUCCACCGCAUCUGGACGCCCCAAGUCCUGCUCACCUUCCUCGCCCACUUCCUCCUCGCCCUCCACCUCGGCACCCUCAACAGCCUCUGGUUCACCUUCCUCUCCACCCCGCGCUUCGACCCCUCUUCUUCCCCCUCGCCGCAACGCCCACCCCUCCACUUCACCGGCGGCCUCGGCCUGCCCCCCUCCCGCAUCGGCGCCGCCCUCGCCAUCCUCGGCGCCAUCGGCAUCGCCCUCCAGCUCUCCCUCUACCCCCGCAUCGCCACGCGCGUCCCGACAACGACGUCGUUCCGCCUCUCCCUGCUCCUCUUCCCCAUCGCCUACACCCUGAUCCCCUUCCUCGCCCUCAUCCCAACAUCAACCCCAACCCCGUCCUCCGGUCCUACUACCGCUCCCGCUCCCGCUACAUCCGCAGACCCCCCCCUCCUCUGGCCCGCCAUCGCCGCCGCCCUCCUCGUCGUCGUCGCCGGCCGCACGUUCGCGCUGCCCGCCGCGGCGAUCUUGGUGAACAAUUCGUGUCCGCAUCCGAGCGUGCUGGGGACGGUGCACGGCGUGGCGCAGUCGGUCAGCAGCGGCGCAAGGACGCUGGGGCCGGUCGUGGGCGGGUGGGUGUUUGGGAAGGGGUUGGAGUUGGGCGUGGUGGGGUUGGCGUGGUGGGGGCUCGCGGGCGUGGCGGCGGGGGGAGCGGUGGUGGGGGGGUUUGUGAGGGAGGGUGGUGACCAUAAUAGGAGGGGGGGGUGGGGGGGGGAGGGGGGUGGUGAUGGGGAUGGGGAGGAGAAGGAGGGGGAGGAAGAGGGGGACGGGGACGGGGAAGGGGAGGAAGAGGGGGAGGGCGGUGGGAGUGAGGUAGCUGUUGGGAGGGAGGUGGUGAGGAAGUGA
Messenger RNA from Diplodia corticola, 2001 nucleotides. Its product is annotated as mfs multidrug transporter. The transcript has a single exon. The record is from RefSeq and is a predicted model, not a curated record. Gene Ontology annotation, biological process: transmembrane transport. Gene Ontology annotation, molecular function: transmembrane transporter activity. The coding region runs from base 1 to 2001 and encodes 666 amino acids. Lineage: Eukaryota; Fungi; Ascomycota; Dothideomycetes; Botryosphaeriales; Botryosphaeriaceae.